Molecule: messenger RNA, 1007 nt
Organism: Daucus carota subsp. sativus
Lineage: Eukaryota; Viridiplantae; Streptophyta; Magnoliopsida; Apiales; Apiaceae
Exons: 4
Coding region: 46-651 (201 amino acids)
Source: RefSeq, a predicted model, not a curated record
ACAUGCAAUUGCUUUCACUAUAUAACUCAAGCUGCGCACCAUUGUAUGAUUGUAUCUUCGAGGCUUCUCAUAUAUACACACACCUUCAUUCCUUCCUUUUCUGUGUGUCUCUUCUCUAUCCUUUCCUCUCCUCAACAGGGUAAUAUGUAUCCAACCUUUGGAGCAGAUGAAGAUACUGAUUUGCAAUCCACAAACAUAAAAUCUGAUAGCUUCAUAGUUGAAAUGGAGCGGUUUUCUCAUUCAUCAUCCAAAAAUGUCUCUCCAAUAAAUUCAAGGAUCACUUUGCAGUGCAAGCUUUCAAGAAAGGGGUCGAAUAGUGAGAAGAAGAUGAACAGCAAUGCUGACACUGAGAAAGGUGGUAAAAGAGUAGAUUCAAGCACGCCUGAAAAGCCGAUACUAGUGACAGUAGGAGCCACCAGCCACCCAUUCGACCAGCACAUCUCUAUCACAACUCCUAACACCACCACCGAAACAACAGAAAGCAAACUUGGCUGCAAAAGAAACAGUUUCAAGCGCUCUUCUUCUUGGACCAUUGCCCCAAGGAGGAUUCUCUUUUUCUUCGCCACUUUGUCAAGCAUGGGAACGAUAUUACUGAUUUACCUGACACUGUCAAUGAAAAAUGGUGGUCGAAACGCCCACUCUAUGGGUUAGUACCACCGGCCAGCAGCUGGGAGCAGUGUUAUAUGUACAUAACUCUACCAUAUUCUACAUAAUAUCCCACUUAGGGAAGAUGAGAUCAUCGUACAUCUCACUUACAAGUUACAGAUUUAGAUAAAAGUGAGCGAGGUUGAAUUUCUUAUAUUAGGAUUUCUGGUUACACGGUCAAAAGUUUCAUCAUCUAUAUCAAUGCCCAUGAGUGGCAAUUGGCAGGAUAUCUUGAGCACAUGCUGUGUGCUGUAGUUUGUGAACAGUUGCAGACCAGAGAUUAUAUAAAUAUUCAAGGUGUUGUGUGUACUUGUUGUGUAAGGGAUAUGUGUUAUGUGUAUCAGAAAAUAAUUAUUUUUUAU